This is a messenger RNA of Drosophila albomicans, 6248 nucleotides long. RefSeq lists its product as uncharacterized. The record is from RefSeq and is a predicted model, not a curated record. NCBI's taxonomy places the organism in Eukaryota, Metazoa, Arthropoda, Insecta, Diptera, Drosophilidae. The coding region runs from base 263 to 6160 and encodes 1965 amino acids. Gene Ontology annotation, cellular component: axoneme. Gene Ontology annotation, biological process: axonemal central apparatus assembly; cilium movement. The transcript has 14 exons.
GAGGGUAAUGCUUGUAUGAAUUCAUACGUGUCUAGCGCCAUGCAUUCAGCUCUGUCUCUUUCUUUCUCCCACGCAACCGCUAUGCAAAAACUUAUUGCGCAGUAGAAUUUUGGCAGUCUAUUUUGUCAGUGUGCAAGCGGAUUGAAAAGAAAAAUGUAUUGUUGAUAGCAAACUUUACAAGUAAUAUAUUUAAACUUGUCAACUGCUACAAAAAACGAAUUUUGAAGUAUUUGUUUAUACUUUCAACAUAAAUGAAAUAAAAAUGUCUACGUAUUGCCGGCACUACGAACCACAUACAUCCCAGAAUUGCAGCGCACAUGAAGAGAAUACGCCCCCGCCUCAACAGGGGGGACUGGAAGACCUGUCACAUGUGGAGUCCGCUUCGGCAUUGCAACCAUCAGCAUCCGAUGCCAAAGCAGGAUCGAAUCCAGCCUCACAUUCCAAGCUGGGUAGUUGCUGCAUUUUUAAAGAAUACUUUAACGAAUAUGCGAACAUGAUCGACACGCUGCACAUUGCACCACGAUUGUUUAUACUGAAGCGACCAUUCCGAAGUAAUACACCUUAUACCUUGAACUUAUCGAUUCGCAAUAAUGCACUGUUCCCGCGACUUCUAGAAUUCAGCACGGACAGUCCAACAGACACAUGUGUGUCCAUUGAUCAACACGAACUUAAUCGUUAUGUACAGACAGACAAAGUUCUUAAUGUAAGGAUCAACAUGCGGUGUACAUCCUCCAAAAACAUCAACCGCCGUCGUCACAUAUUCAUCCACAGCUUUCACCCAAACAUCAUAUUCGAAGUGCCCAUUAUUGUGGUAAGCGUGUUGACAGAAGCCUCUAUCUGCGAACAUAUGGUACUUCCGUCGACAGUGCCCAAGAAUAAGAGCUAUUAUGAAACUAUCAUCUACAAUCCUACCAAAGAGCCAAUCUCAAUAAAGUACAGAAAUAGCUAUAAAGGUCUCAAGCUUAACUACUUAAAUAACUACACCGUGCAGGCAGAGGAUUACGUAAAAUUGCUUAUAACAUUUGAACCGAAGAAACUGCAGGAUUACAAAGGAUUCUUUAACAUUAAGUUCGGAAUGUCUCCUCCCAGACUUGUGAUAUUCGAAUACACUCCCAGGUCAAUGGGUGUAUAUAUGAAUAAAGGCUAUGUGCAUUUUGGGCGCUCCAAAUUCAAUGAGGAAUCUUCACGCUCCAUAAUUGUUUGCAACGAGAGUCCCCAUGCAGUCAAAAUGAAACAUCAAUUCCAUGUCGAGCUAGAUGAUCAGGCUGAAGCCAACUCCAUGUCGAGAUUCUCCAAUAAUAUGUUUGAGGAAGCUAUUAGCAUGCACAGCAUAUUGAUGUACGACUUCGAUGAUGAGAAUCAGGCCCAAACGAUUGUUUAUAACGACGACGCUGCCAAACACUUUCAUUUAGAAGUGCCUGAUGUUAUCGAAGCUUUUUCGUCCCACGAGAUUGCGCUCACAUUUCGACCCUUUUACGAUGAAGAAAAGCCUUUUCCAGAUGACCAGGAUCCACCGUACUUUCAGCGCACCAGGAUUAACUUUUGCUUCACUGAUUCAUUCGAUUGCAUGCAGACACAUUAUGUUCUAACUGAUGGCGAAAUUAGCGGCAUUGAAAUCGAAAUGUUUCCGAAGACAAUUGAUUUUCGCAAAAUCUACUUGGGAGAGGAGCACUGUGCCUACAUCAAAGUUCUAAACGUAGAUGACGUGAAUGCCAAAGUUAAGUACAAGGAUUGUCUGGAGCCCGAGCUUUGUGGAUUGCGAAUGACGCCCGCUGAAGGAUUCGUUUUGGAGCCCUGUAAUCGUGGCGUGUUCCAUUUGUCGCUCUUUGUCAUUGCGCCCGCCCGUUUCAACAUUACACUGCGCUUCAAGGUGGAGAACGGCAUGUAUUACCAUGUGUCGAUCAAAGGCACUGGACAAAAUGUACAGCUGCGCACUUUUCCGCAACUCGUUGAGUUUGGAACUGUACCGUUUGCAGUGCCCCAGAAGCGUUUUAUGCUUCUCAUGAAUCCGCUGGCUGUUCCCAUUACCCUUCAAGUUCAUGCAACUGAGGAUGGCGAGGAGCAGCCCUUAAUAUUUAAUAUUCGAGACUCGAGCAAAAUUCUGCCUAUUACUGUGCGAGAUCCCAUCAAGGAACUGCAGCGAGCUCAUGAGGACAUCCUAGAGGAUGUUGACUUGACGCUUGAUGCUCGCUUGUCGUCAAUUGAGAAUGAUUUAUUAUCAGAAAAAUCUUACGUCGUCAAUGAGUCGGAAUACAGCUCGGAAUUUGAAGAGGAAGUUAUGGAGCCUGUUCCGGCCAUGGCCAGUCGUCUGCUGAAGGACCUCAAGAAGCAAAAAGUCUUUGACAAAUCGGAAACAGACAAACGCGUUAUUCAGGAGGCGCUACAGAAUCUCUUGGAGACAAACUACUUUAGCAUUUUCCAAAAGCACAACAACUUCAUCUUCAUGGACUGGAAUGGCAUACCAAGCGAUCCCAAUGAAGUGUACUGCGAUAAUGAGAUCAUAUACCUGCGUCCCAAUACCGGACGCAGCAUAACCAUAUUGAUAAUACCCAAUCGAGUUGGAUAUUUCCAUCGAUCGCUUACUGUGCGUAUUUGCCCGACGAUGCCGCCUGGGGACUCUGAGUCAAGCGAGGAUCACCAGAAGACUCUUAUCAAAUCGGAAUACCUUUGCUCUAAGCUGUGGUUCGAGUACAAUUGCUCGACACCAGAGAUUGAAUGGUACAACAUUGUUAACCUAACCGAACUGACUAUCUAUGCUGGAGAGGAAUACAAUUUUAAUAUGCUAUUUUCCAACGUAUCAUCAGUAGGAGGCUUCUUGCACUUUGAUGUCAUUCCAAAUGAGAUGAGUUUUCGUGAUGGCACUUGGAAGUUUUACAUUGGCUCCAAGUCGCAGGUGAUCGCCAAGUGUGUUGUCGUUUUUCGUAUUGUUGGCCACAAUAAGCUGUCGGGUUUAUUGAAAAUAGUCGGCGACCCACAUCCCUAUCCCUUUCAUUUGUAUGGUAACGUUUUACCAACGGAAGUUCGCAUCACGCCCAUGUUUGUGCAUCGGCGAGUUCAUGUCUACGAGAAAAAUAAGGUGCACUUUUACAUUGACAAUUUCUCACCGACAAACACGAAGCUGUCAAUGAAGCUGAAAGACGAUCGGUUUCAAUCGCUAACAGUGCGAGGAGGAAUGCUAGCGCCUACUGGACAGAGCAUGUACACAACAAUGGACUCGAUGUUUACUGAUCCUGAUCUGUAUCACAAUAUACUCUACAUUGAUCUUCAGUUCGAUCAUGUUAUGGAGAUUCCCAUCACAUUUCUAGUGGAAGGAGUUCCUUUUUACUUUGAUCGCAAUAUGGAAGAGGGCUUUGAUGCCGGACUGCUCUUUACCGAUCUCAAGGAGGACUUCUAUGCACAUAAAUACAAGUACAAAUUCAAACUAAAAGUAUUUAAUCGAGGACUGCUCACGUAUCGUGCGGCGAUAUCCCGUUUGAAGACCUAUAAUCCCAAAGUCAAGUCGUCUGCAUGUACCAAUCAACCGCUGACCGCUCGCUUUGAAAUUAUUCCGAAACUCUUGGAAAUGCAACCAAAUUCGGAGGCGGAAAUUGAGAUUUUGAUAAGCAGCUAUGAGGAAGGAGAAUUCUUCAGUGAUUUUCUGUGGGACAUUACUGAGGUAACACAUCCACAGCGUAAGAAUGUUAUCAAGAACACAUACAAAGCAACCUUUGUGGAGUGUGAUGUUAGUUGGGAUCACAAACAGCUCGCAUUCAACUAUAAACCCAGUCAGCCCUUGAAAGAACGCUCCCACAUUGAAACCGCCGAUCUAAUCAACUACACUAAUUUAGCUGUAGACAAUGUGGAGCUAGAGGCGCAAGGUCCUUUUCGCAUCAAGGAGUUGUUUGAGCACAAUUUUGAAAAGCAGAUCAAGGUCUCGUUGAAUAGUCUGGAACGUAAAGAAAUACUGGUGAUACUAAAUAAGGCGGCCUUGAAACAAUUAUACUGCAGGCAAAUUGAAGGACGCAUUAAUGUGCUUGCCGUCAAAAAAAUGCAAAAACCUCUGCUCCUACGUCUCUCUGUGCAAGUACCCGAAGUCAACAUACUCCAACCGGAGUUGGUACUCUUUGAUCGAGGACAACCAUUCGAUGAUUGCGUCGAGAUCAUAAACCACGGUUGCUCCUCAGCUAACUUUAAAUGGAAACGCAUCGAAGUGAGCGAGAACUUUGUUGGCGACGACGAUCCUGCAGAUCUGGUUGCCGACGUUCUCUCCCAGAUUUUGCUUACGCUCGAGUACAAUUUUACCUGUGAGGAAGAGUCUAACAUGACAUUACGCUACCAACAAUGUCGCUGUCAGCUUCAAAAGGAAACAGAAACUGGGCAUCUUAUACUUGAUAUUAUUGACGAAAUUAUUAGUGAAAUCGACCUAACAAAUCGGCGCUUUAUUGUACGCAUGGACGAGGUAGAUGCUUUGCUCGAUAACAGCGAUGUUUACAGUUCUUCGAGUUUUGUUCGUCAGACAAUUGACGAAAUACUUGACCAUCUAAACAUUGAGUCCAGCCAGGAGUUGUCAUUGGCAUCCUCAGAAUAUUGUUUCUCCGAUCGCUUCAUUUACUUCUAUGAGAAGUGUGGUCUUGUACCUAAGCUGCAACAUCAAUCAUGUCUGCUUCAUUUACCACACAUUCGCCGGGGACACGAGGUCAAAUCGCUGUUCCAACUGGACAUUGUUGGUGGUCGGAGUCAAUACUUUUCAGUGACACUGGUUAAUUUGGCGCAGAAAAUUAAAUUCCACAAGGACAAUAUCUACUUAAAUAUCAAGCCUUGGUACGAAAGCUUCAGCUCCAUCAUACGUAUAUCGAAUGUGACCAAAUAUCCUCUACAAUUGCUGGUUAUGCCAAUGCUGCCGGAGAGCAAGGAGAAAAUACUUACUGACGGAUAUGCGAAACUUAUGCAGGAUGAAGAACUAGAGCUCGUAUCUUUAGGUGCUGAUAAAAUUAAAGUUAACGGCAUACUGGGACUCAACGAGAACUUUCUGCGCUCCUUCGGUGUGCUGAUCAACAACAGUGCUAACAGCUAUUUCCGACUGCGUGGCCAAGGGGUGCUGCCCAUUUUGAACAUAUCGACAGUACUACCCAAGGUGGAACAAAGCAGUUCUGAAAUACUUGAGGAAUACUCUUUUAUGCGCAAAAUUUACAACUACGAAACAUUCAAGAGCAUCACAGAGGUCGAUGGAGAUAUUAUGGGUCUUCGUGGCGAAGAGGACGACCAGGAAGACUCCUUUACUAUAGAUUUCUCGCAUCUAUCGGAGAGUGAUGAGGAUAUGUCAGCAGCACAAAGACGUCACCACGAUUAUCGGUUGUUUCAGAUGGUAAAGACCUAUGUGCUCGUUAAUAACAAUCAGGAACUGCCGAAUGCCACUGUACUUAAUCAGAUGCUGGUAACGGAGCGUUACUUGCAUCGACUGCGAAUCAAUCCGGAGCUAUACGAUAUCCAUCAGAAGGUGUAUAAUAAGUACAUUAGUCUGCACAAAACCCAAGCCUACAAGGCUUCAAAUGUCAAGCAUUUCACUGUGCAGCCUUUGCCAUGUGAACAACUUGCCUAUGUUCUGGACUUGGGGCCCCUCACCCUUAAUACGCUAAGGCGAUUCGAAUUGCGACUGCAUUUCUUUGGACCAGGCAAACUAAUCGCAUCUGCACGCACAGCUGUCAAGGUGCCUGGACUCUACGUUGAUUUCCAUGUGGAAAAUCAACCUGACAAGCAGUUCACCUACUGGGCGGAGAAGUGCAACGCGCCCGAAUUCUUUGACAAGGGUUAUCGAAACAUGUGGGAACGGCUUCUUGACGCGUCAAAGAGUCCCAGACUGAAUCACGCACACUCUUUCGACUUUGAUAAGUUGACGAGACAUCAGCGCGUCUUGACAGACAGAGAUCGUCGCAUGAUCGAGGAGUAUUACAACAGUUUGAAUCCCUCGGUUUAUCCAGACCAAAAGCACCAUUUCAUACUUGCAAAAGUAUUUACCGCGUAUCACUCAAAUUUUUCUGGCGUCGAAAUUAAACUAGUUGGACUAUUUAAGCCCGAGUCAAAGUACUACGAACGCGAUCAGCGUAUAGUCGACUACAUUUACAUUGAUCUACACAUGGGACCCACGCUGCCCAUUCUACUACGAGGCGUGAUCUCAGCGUGAACAACAAUUGAUUUUUAUUGAACCUGAUGUGCUGCAGUUAUUAAUGUGUUAAAUUUAUAUGUGCUAAAAUAAAACAACAAAAAUACGC